GCUUAUUUGGUGGGUUAGCCGCAGCAGCGGAACGCGACACGUGAACAUUUCCGAGAGCAACUCAGCUUGUUGACGUUGCCUUGCGUCUGUCUAUCAUACUUGGGCGACCCCUGUUUUCAGCAGCUUACUGCGCUAUCUGUACAAGCCACGAGUUGGUGUCAUACGCACGCCUCGAGACCAGCUGCAUUGCAUCUGGGGUCCCUGAGGACCCCGGCCCGGUGCCUUAAAUCCGUCCUUUUUGGAUCAGUGUGACGCUUCAUCACGAGAUCGUCCACCUUGUUACUUACAGCGGUCAGGCUGGUGGGCAGAACAUGAUGACGGCCUGUCGCAACCAUGGCCGACCUCCUCUACGAUCUUCUGGCAUCUGUCCCAGACAAUGCCUCCCAGCAGCUUCCGCCUGCCGAUAGGGCCUCUCUCGACUACCUUGCGAACCUCACCUCUCAGAGCGUGUCAUCACUCGAAAAUGAGGAGCCGCAAACUCUUGCACACGAUUCCCACAGCUUGCUGCUGUCGCUCCAAGCGCUUUCUAAGAAAUCGCACAAGCCGAUAAUAGAAUCAGCCACGCACCAUGCAGCAUUACGGACAGCAUUGCCUGUCCUAGCCUCUAGCACAACCGAGCUCCGCAACGCUAUCCCGAGGCUUGAUAGCGAGGCCGUUCGGUUCUCGACCACAUACAACAAGUCGGGCGAGAACGAGCUUCUCGCCCGCAGGAAGAAGGCGUUACUACUUUCGCGAAAUGUCGAGCGGUUAGUCGAUGUCCUGGAACUACCAGCUCUUCUUUCAUCUUCCAUAUCCACCGCUCCGGUCAACUAUUCUUCCGCGCUGGACCUCAAUGGCCACAUCCGUCGGUUGCAUGCUCUGCAUUCACAGUCCCCACUAGUCGCAUCUGUGUCGUCGCAGGCAGACGAGGCGAUGCGCACCAUGGCGACAAACCUCGUGCUGUCGCUCAAGGCACCCAGUCUGAAGUUAGCUGCCUCUCUCCGCACCAUCAGCUGGCUGCGCAGGGUGUUGCCCGACAUCAAAGCAGCAGAUCAGAGCGGCGACUCACAGGAGCGGGCUUUGGGGGCCCUGUUCCUAGUCUGUCGACUGGCCAUGCUCAUGACCAUGCUCGACGCCCUGUCGCCGCUGCGAGAGCUAGCUGAUCAGGAGCGUGUCAAGCAGACAUCUUCUCUCAAGAGUGGAAGUGCUUGGUCCGGCGGCCAGCAGACGGAGAAAUAUCUAAAAAAGUACAUUGAGAUUUUCCGAGAACAGAGCUUUGCUAUCGUGUCCAUGUACAGAAGUAUAUUUCCUCAAGCCGAGGUGACUACUGUUCCUACCAACCAGGACGACCCUCUGCAGCCGCUACCAUCACCACUGGCGACUUUUCCGCUCCACCUUGUCGACAUGCUGUUGGAGACUUUGAGACUAUACUUGCCUACCGUCAGAGACCAGACUUCUCGCGAUAGCCUGUUGACCCAGGUCCUGUACUGUGCUGGUAGCUUAGGUCGCCUAGGGGGUGAUUUUGGAUUGUUCCUGGCCACUCUCGAUGUCGGUGGCGAGGCUGAGGAGGAAUGGGUGCAAGUUGUCAAGCGACACAGACUUCUUGCUGGACGGCUAGAGUCUAUAGUUGGGGAUCAAAAGGAAAAGAUUGGCCGUUAAAACGCCGAAACAACGCAAAUAUGAUGACGUCCCGAUGAACUGGUUGAUGUAAACGUG
Messenger RNA from Pyricularia oryzae 70-15, 1695 nucleotides. RefSeq lists its product as uncharacterized. The record is from RefSeq and is a predicted model, not a curated record. The coding region runs from base 334 to 1638 and encodes 434 amino acids. The transcript has a single exon. Gene Ontology annotation, cellular component: COG complex. Gene Ontology annotation, biological process: intra-Golgi vesicle-mediated transport; cytoplasm to vacuole targeting by the Cvt pathway. Lineage: Eukaryota; Fungi; Ascomycota; Sordariomycetes; Magnaporthales; Pyriculariaceae.